UCGUAACCAUUAGUAGUCAACCAAUAGACCUACUUAAGUCAAAAUAAACUGAGCUAGUUUAUUAAAAAAAGCUAAAUAAAAUUGAAAUCUGUGGAUGCAGUUUUUAUAUUGUUAUUUUAUUGUGAUAGUGAAAACUUUUGCCACGAUAUGAAUACGAGUUUUUGAUCGGUCUCUUUUAGAAGUACGAAGAUAUGAAUACGGGUCGGUGCCAAACGAAUUUCUCAUAGAGUUUUUGAUCGGUCACUUUUUGAUAUACGAAAAAACUAAGCAAAUAUCGUGUGAACAUAAUGUCAAGCGGCUCAAAGAAUUUGCGAACAUUAUAGCCAGAAGUAUGAAUGACUUUAAAACUUAUAUAAAAUUGUGGUGUCUCCAACAUUUAUAUAUUUUCCAUCAAAAAUACACAAAAGAAGUUCAAGUGAAACGGUCAAAUUUUUGUAUAUCGACAUCGACACUGAUUGCCAACGCUCAGAUCAUGCGAUAUACGCACUUUUGAUUCCGCUUGAGGCACGUCACUCAAAAAAGCCCCUAUAAUGACUGAACACGCACACACGAAAACAAUUUCCGCACAUCGUUCACAGCUAACGGUUUAACGGUUUAACGACGUGAAGGGCGGGACUCGGUGAAAGUUCAGUGAUGGCCGUUGUGCGUAGAUGCGGGUGACAGAUUGCGUCGAAUGCCCUUUGAUGUCCGCAAGCAAUUAAAUAGUGCGCUGACAAAUAGACAAUGAAAGCGCGAGCCGAAUAUCGAAUAAAUGAACAAUAUAAAUAAAUUAUAAGACAAAUUUUGUUAAAAGGCAUUCGAGUGUUUCGAUAAGCGUUAAGCAAGACCUCUGUCUUGUCGAGCUUGACAUGAAAAUUUUGUUAUGAGUUGCUAAUUUAACGCCAAUAUGCAAAUUUAGUAGAUCAACAGCGCAGCAGCAAAGUGCUAAAAUUCAACGCGAAACAAUUUUAAACUGUUAAAAUGUUACUGUUGUUGUGUGAAUAUGUAUAUAGAGGCUCAUAUAAUGAAAUCCAAUGACUUGCAGUAAAUUUUGAGUGCCUAUUUCUUCGAAUACUUCCAGCAUAUGUAGGAUUGGUGGCUUAAGAAGUUGGAAAUAAAUAAAGAAGGUGUUGUUGUUUUUGUUUUUGUAGCGUCAGAAAAUAUUACUGAAGUAAUUUCGAAGCAUGGUGCCGAAUUUACAGACCUUGGUUGGAUAAAAAUCCGGGUCCGUUCCAAUUACUUAGACCUGACUGUCGUGGGAAUGGAGUAAAUAAGCGGGUCUUUGAGGAUUCUUGAACUUUUUAUUUCCCAAAACUUUACAGAUUUUAGAGCUCUUUGAGAAAUCGGUUGAAAUGUCGAUCAAUUUAGAGUUUUGUACUGAUGAAAGUCAUUUAUUGCCCGAGCGAGAUUCCAAUCCACUGCGCGUGAUAGUCACGUAUACCGCUUAUAUUGAGCUGGCGCUUUAUUUUUUCUACUUUUAUUCGCGUCACCUAUGUAAAUCAGUUCAUAAGUUAUUCAUAUUAGUAUAUUUUUACGCUCAACAUACCUGCGUGUCGCUAUCUUUGUAAACUUUUUAAUAAUUUCAAAGAUAUCGUCAUAACUUAAUUUUUUACAGAUUUUGUUAUUGCGCUUUUUGCGUACGCACCUGCGCCGUCGACAUCGCCGCGGUCGACGCGCAGCGCCGACGUUUCCAUUGGCAUAACGUUUGUCAUUUUCUAGAGCUGUUAAUUGAAUUCCAAAACACCCCGAAGUUGUUUGCGCGUGGGCCCAGCUCCGGCGGACCCGUUUUUCCAGCAAACUGCACGAACGCAAUGCGCAAAGCGCCCGCCAGUGCGGCGAGCAGAAGGCGCGGCGUGCAGAUCUGCAGCUAUUUAGAUUAGUUUUCGUGCGCUGGUUAAUUUUACUUGCAAAUGUACACAAGCCAAGUCGCUAAAUAGACUUACACAAUGCCACAAGACAACAACCAGUGAACAAUAUAUUUUAAUGUUUAAGAAAGGUAAGACAAUAAAAAGCCAAAUACAUCUGUGCGGAUGGUAUAAUAUGCUUCAGAUGCGAUAACGACGCGUUGGCCGACAACAACAGUAAUGAAAUAAUUAUCGACCACGCCAACAGCGCUUUCACUUUCAGGGGACGCUCAUCAACGCCAAUACUCGGCCGCGUCGCUAUAGCCGCAAUAUUUUAGCGGCCCUCAGCCGUCACCGCAUUUGCGCCGUAUACGCAGAAGAGCGCGUGUGCAUUUUCGUGCAGCUUCUAUAUUUUUUUCGGUGCUUUCGUUGGUAUUUUUUCUGCACUCCUUCUCAGAUCAGCGGCAACGUGUGUAAUGCGUUAAUUGUCGCCAUAGUCACUGCGUAUAUUAUUCUUCUUCAGCUAACACUGGAGUAACAACAAAGCCGCACCGGCAUCUGCGGUUUUCCGCAGCACCAAAUCAAGUCAAGUCGCGCUGAAUAUGACAAAAACGCUAAAGCAACAACGCGUCAGUCAACCUGCCAGCUAACCAGGUUGGUCAAGCGGCCGCAGUCAGUGCAAAGUCAGUCAGUCGAGCAGUUCACAGCGAAGCGGUCCAAUACCGCUGCCUACACUACCAACGACAAAUCAUACAAAGUAGACGCUAUUGUGCGCAGCUGCACAAGCACCGCCCCUCGAGAUGGAUCCACUCACAGUUUUGCUGCUCUCGUUCAUCAUCCUGGCGCUUAUUUGCAUACAUUUGCACCGCAAACAACAAUACUGGGAGGCUCAGGGCAUACCGUUGCUUAAACCAUUCUUGUUCUUUUUCUACGGGCGUGGUCGCAUUGGCACCGAUUGUCAUGCUAUCGACAUACCCAACGAAGUCUAUCAACGCUUCCGCGAAUCUGGAGCACCUUUAGCCGGCAUGUUCAUGCUCAGCGAUCCGCUUAUCAUACUACUGGAUUUGGAGCUCAUCAAACAUGUGUUGAUUAAAGACUUUGCCAACUUCAGUUAUCGCGGGCUCUACCACAAUCUACGCGAUGAUCCGCUUAUGGGUAAUCUAGCUGCAAUCGACGGUCCUUACUGGAAGCGACUUCGUGCCAAAUUGACACCAUCCUUUACCACGGGCAAAAUGAAAUUUAUGUAUCCUACACUCAUAAAAGUGGCCGAACAGUUGCCUGGGGUUGUGGAUCGCCGUCUCUCCGACGCAGGCAUAAUCGACGUAAAAGACCUAUCAGCCUGCUAUACCACCGAUGUGAUAGCGAGCUCUACACUUGGCAUUGAUUGUGACAGUCUACACAAUCCACUUGAGGACUUUCGUCUGAUCACCGUCAAGUUCUUUGAGGAGUAUAGUGUAACACGUGAUUUGAUUAGCCAACGCCUACCGCAACUGGCCAAAAUGUUGCACUGGACCAACACACCAAAAGUGGUGACAGACUUCUACAUCAAAGUUGUGCGCGAUAAUAUAGCCUACCGUGCGGAGCAUGGCAUAGUACGCCAAGACUUCUUGCAAAUUAUGAUCGAUCUCAUUAAAACCGAAGCACUCACAACGAAUGAGAUUGCUGCGCAGGUAUUUGUCUUCAUCAUAGCGGGCUAUGAGACCACUUCGACGACCAUGACAAAUUGUCUGUGGGAACUGGCGGUGAAUGAGGAUAUACAAGAGCAAGUGCGCGAGGAAGUUGUACAGGUGAUGCAGAUGCACAAUGAUGUGCUCACUUACGAGUGUCUCAACCAAAUGACCUACUUGGAUCAAGUGCUCAAAGAAACUUUGCGUAAACAUCUCAUUGCGCCUGCAUUGAAGCGUGUUGCUUACGAAGACUACAAGGUACCUGGCACAAACUUUGUCAUCAAAGCCAACACCACAGUACUCAUACCAUCCGAAGCAAUACAACACGAUCCACGCUACUACCCAGAACCAGAGAAAUUCGAUCCGUUGCGUUUCACACCCGAAGCCAUGGAGGAGCGACACCCGAUGACAUUCCUACCAUUCGGCGAUGGUCCACGCAACUGUAUUGGCUUGCGUUUCGGCCGCAUGCAAGUGCUCAUCGGUUUGGCAGUGAUGUUACGUAAAUAUCGUUUUAGUGUGGCACCAACCACACCCAUACCGUUGGUGUACGACCAAACCAUUUUAUUACGUGCGCCGAAGGGUAAAGUGGAGCUCAAGUGUGAGCGUUUAGUUGAGGAGAAAUUUGCAGAUCAUAUACCAAAGGGUGUUAACGUAGAGGUGGAAAACUUUACCGCAAGCAUAAGAGAGCGGCGCGAGUAUGAAUACACAGAUGGCGAGAGAAAUAAAUAAUGCACGAGGUGUGCGGAGUUACAAUUGCGGUUCGAAGAAGUGUGAAAUUUUGUGCUAAUCGCACUCACAGUUACUUUGAGUGUUUUGAGACUGCUUUUUGGCGAGGUUAUAAUGAUCGUAGUGACGUUUUCUCAGAGUCUGCUUAGCAGUCAAUAAAAAAAGGGUACUUUACCGAAAGCAGUAGUCUUGGUUAAGUAACCAGAACUUAACUGACAGUUGGCUGCUAAACAGACAUUGAGGACACGGCGCUUGGUGUUGCUUGUAAUUGUUUUGGACUUGAUAUAAGUAGGUUGUGAAAAUUUUAAGUGAAAUACGAGGCGCUCAGAAAAUUCAUUCGUUGAAAUGUCUUUUUUUUUUUUUGUUUUCCAAACACAUUAUGUACCUAAACAUAAACGUAUAGUAACGGGCCCUAUGCGCUCGCUUAGUUGCUUAAUUAGUACCCAGCUUUAAUAAAAGCUUUUUCCAGCACUAUAUACAUAUGUAUAUGUAAUAUAAUAUAUAUUUACUCU
This is a messenger RNA of Bactrocera latifrons, 4728 nucleotides long. RefSeq names its product probable cytochrome P450 6a13. The transcript has 2 exons. Gene Ontology annotation, molecular function: monooxygenase activity; iron ion binding; oxidoreductase activity, acting on paired donors, with incorporation or reduction of molecular oxygen. NCBI's taxonomy places the organism in Eukaryota, Metazoa, Arthropoda, Insecta, Diptera, Tephritidae. The coding region runs from base 2624 to 4219 and encodes 531 amino acids. The record is from RefSeq and is a predicted model, not a curated record.